Molecule: messenger RNA, 624 nt
Organism: Chionomys nivalis (European snow vole)
Lineage: Eukaryota; Metazoa; Chordata; Mammalia; Rodentia; Cricetidae
Gene: C21H4orf51
Product: chromosome 21 C4orf51 homolog
Exons: 6
Coding region: 1-624 (207 amino acids)
Source: RefSeq, a predicted model, not a curated record
AUGUCCCACUACUUCUACUUGGCUCCAGAAGUUCUGCUUCCCUUUAGCCCUCUCACUUCUAAAGAGUUCGAGCUGAUAAGACGCAAGGCCCGGGAACUGUGGCAGGAUGAGACACGGUGGUCCGCUUCUUCCGUGACAACCUACGCUGGCAGCUACCGCGGAAAGCAACCGGAUGAAGCCGCUUGCCACCGACUGGCCCAAAGAGCAGGCCAGCAGCAGUUUGAAUACAAACCGACACCAUUGCCUAGCCGCUCUGCCUACGGCGCUCUACCUGGCCAGGCUGGUUCCCAAGAGCCUGCAGACUGCAAAGGAGGACUCCCUGGUGUACCGAGACCCUCUCAGAACACCACCCUGCACGUCAAGCACAAAGUGGCACACCAGAUUUGGGGUUCUGAAGCUCCUUGUUUAAGUCUCCCAGAUUACAGAACUUUAUGUAAGUGUAUGAAGCCGCCAAAGCCAGGCUUUGAGCUCCUCAUGAAUUACAGGACUAGAGGGAAAAACCUCCUGAAACAACUUCAGCGGCAACAAUGGGAUUACGAAAGCGAGAUUGGCUCCUCUGAGGACUCACAGAUGGAUCGAUAUUCCUCCGAUUACAGUGCAGGCUCAUCACUGAUACUCAACUGA